This is a messenger RNA of Scutellospora calospora, 657 nucleotides long. The record is from the annotation of a GenBank genome assembly. NCBI's taxonomy places the organism in Eukaryota, Fungi, Glomeromycota, Glomeromycetes, Diversisporales, Gigasporaceae.
AUGCGGCAGUCGAGUCCUGGCUUGAUGGGAACUCCAGCUCUAAUGUCGUGGGCAGGAAUCUCUCCAGCAGCAGAGGUUGAAGUACUCACUGCUAACGAAGUGUGGACGAUUGGAGAUUUCUGGACUGGCAAUGUGCUUGUCUCAUCACCAGACGAUCAGAGCGUGCCAAAGUUGACGGUGCUCGAUUUCGAAUUGGCCAAACCGGGCACGGCGGCGUUCGAUGUCGGGCAGAUGGGAGCGGAAAUGCUGUGUCUUGCACAUUUUCGCUACGCCGCGGCCGUGGCAGUCAGGAUCGGAGCUCACUUGUUCACCAUCAUGCCUAGAGCGUGGACGGCAGAGUACGGCGAAGAGAAAGUGGGGCUUGCCCUUCAGCAGGGCCUUGAGCUUUUGAAGAUCGGGUGGAAAAGGGACGAGGCUGCUUUGAGGAAAUCGAUCGACGGUCGUACAAGAACUAUAUUUCAGCACUCAAAAGAUCCGGCGCGCCGCUCCAAGUCGUUGGCAUCAGUCGCCAGAGUCUCCGCGCUCCUGCGAGGAAGGCCAGCUCCGGCUACAUGGAGACCGAUUGGACCUCCAGAUGACGAGUUUGGGGAAUUCGACAUGGUGCAUGGAGAUGACGCCGAGGUAGGAAUGGAUUACACUGCGGUGGGGGACGAUUAG